Caenorhabditis angaria is the source of this 288-nucleotide messenger RNA. The record is from the annotation of a GenBank genome assembly. Lineage: Eukaryota; Metazoa; Nematoda; Chromadorea; Rhabditida; Rhabditidae.
AUGACUUUUCUACUGUACAUUCUCCUUAUUUUUCCUCUCGUGAAAUCAGAUACAGAUUGUGGACAUCUUAAUGAAUCUAAUGCGUUUUCCGAUUCUGGAACAACUUUUCAAUACAACGGGCAAUGUUGCACAGAUGAAGCUGUUGAAUAUUUAGACAAUUCGGGAUUUAAAACAACGUGGAGACUUGGACUUAAAAAACAGUUGGCAAGCAUAAAAGCAGCAAUAGCAGCUGGAAAAUGUGAAAAAACAACAACUACAACCAAAAAAUGUAAGUUUCAAGCUUAUUAA